GAUUCUCACCUUGCUUCCUCAACCUGGAGCUGGGCCGGGCUUGGGUGGGUCUAGGCAGUAGCGGCCACACGGCGGUGAUAGUGACAGUGGCUGCGUGAGACCCGGACGGAAAUGGCGGUGGCGAUGUCGGACAGUGGGGCUAGCCGCCUGCGGCGGCAGCUGGAGUCAGGAGGCUUUGAGGCGCGGCUAUACGUAAAGCAGCUCUCGCAGCAGUCAGACGGGGACCGGGACCUGCAGGAGCACCGGCAGCGCAUCCAGGCGCUGGCGGAGGAGACGGCGCAGAACCUGAAACGCAAUGUCUACAAGAACUACCGGCAGUUCAUAGAGACGGCCCGCGAGAUCUCCUACUUGGAGAGCGAGAUGUACCAGCUCAGCCAUCUGCUGACCGAGCAGAAAAGCAGCCUGGAGAGCAUCCCGCCUACUCUGUUGCCGGCCGCCGCCGUCGGAGCUGCCGCGGCCUCCGGGGGCGAGGACGGGGGAGGCGGCGCGGGCGGCCGAGACCACCUCCGGAGCCAGGCUGGCAUCUUUCCCACCCCCGGGGGCACCUCCCGCGACAGCUCUGGUCCCAGCGAGGAGGGAAAGCAGCGCACACUCACCACCCUGCUUGAGAAGGUGGAAGGCUGUAGGCACCUGUUGGAGACGCCGGGGCAGUACCUGGUGUACAACGGGGACCUGGUGGAAUACGAGGCAGACCACAUGGCCCAGCUGCAGCGCGUGCACGGCUUUCUCAUGAACGACUGUUUGCUGGUGGCCACCUGGCUGCCGCAGCGGCGGGGUAUGUAUCGCUACAACGCCCUCUAUCCCUUGGAUGGUUUGGCCGUUGUCAACGUCAAGGACAACCCUCCCAUGAAGGACAUGUUCAAGCUGCUAAUGUUUCCCGAGAGCCGUAUUUUUCAGGCAGAAAAUGCUAAAAUCAAACGAGAAUGGCUGGAAGUGCUGGAGGAAACCAAGAGGGCCCUCAGUGAAAAAAGACGAAGGGAGCAGGAGGAGGCAGCAGCCCCUCGUGGGCCUCCCCAAGUGACUUCCAAGGCCAGUAACCCAUUUGAGGAUGAAGAUGACGACGAUCCAGCUAUUCCUGAGAUAGAAGAAGAGAAGGUGGACCUCUCAGUGGAAUGGAUCCAGGAGUUGCCUGAAGACCUGGACGUCUGUAUUGCCCAGAGGGACUUUGAAGGGGCUGUUGACUUGCUGGAUAAAUUGAACCAUUACCUGGAAGAUAAGCCCAGUCCACCUCCUGUGAAAGAACUAAGGGCCAGAGUGGAUGAGCGUGUCCGACAGCUCACCGAGGUGCUAGUGUUUGAACUUUCCCCAGAUCGUUCCCUGAGAGGUGGUCCCAAGGCUACUCGCAGGGCAGUUUCUCAACUAAUCCGGCUUGGCCAGUGCACCAAGGCUUGUGAGCUGUUUUUGAGAAACAGGGCAGCAGCCGUGCACACUGCAAUACGGCAGCUUCGCAUUGAAGGUGCCACUUUACUGUACAUUCAUAAGCUGUGUCAUGUCUUCUUUACCAGCCUCCUGGAGACUGCGAGGGAAUUUGAGACAGACUUUGCAGGCACUGACAGUGGCUGCUACUCUGCUUUUGUGGUCUGGGCAAGAUCGGCCAUGGGCAUGUUUGUGGAUGCAUUUAGCAAGCAGGUGUUUGAUAGUAAGGAGAGCCUCUCUACUGCUGCAGAGUGUGUAAAAGUGGCCAAGGAACACUGUCAGCAGCUGGGUGACAUCGGACUAGAUCUCACCUUCAUCAUCCAUGCCCUUCUGGUGAAAGACAUACAGGGGGCCUUGCACAGUUACAAAGAGAUCAUCAUUGAAGCCACUAAACAUCGCAACUCUGAGGAAAUGUGGAGAAGGAUGAACUUGAUGACUCCAGAGGCCCUGGGCAAGCUCAAAGAGGAAAUGAAGAGUUGCGGAGUAAGUAACUUUGAACAGUACACAGGUGAUGACUGCUGGGUGAACCUAAGUUAUACAGUGGUUGCUUUUACCAAACAGACUAUGGGCUUCCUGGAAGAGGCCCUGAAGCUGUAUUUCCCAGAGCUGCACAUGGUACUCUUGGAGAGCUUGGUGGAAGUCAUUCUGGUUGCUGUUCAGCACGUGGAUUACAGCCUUCGGUGUGAGCAGGAUCCAGAGAAGAAGGCUUUUAUCAGACAGAAUGCAUCCUUUCUAUAUGAAACAGUCCUCCCUGUGGUUGAGAAAAGAUUUGAAGAAGGUGUGGGAAAACCUGCCAAGCAACUCCAGGACCUGAGGAAUGCAUCUAGACUUCUGCGUGUGAAUCCUGAAAGUACCACCUCAGUGGUCUGAUGUUUGGAGCCAUUUAUAUGUAUACAUAUGAACUGUUUAUGUAUUAUUUAUAUGUAUAUUAAGUUGCAUUAGCCUAUCUGUUGUAGUCUCAAACACAGCUUAAGAAUAAAAGAUGCCCUCUCAGAAAUGGAAAAUCAAAAGCAGAAAGAAAAGAUGUUAAAUUAAUCCCAAAUAACAAAAACAUUGGAAUUAUUAAAAUAUGUAAUAUGCUUUCCUUUUAAAUUAUGCUUUCUAAUGAAUAUAUUGUCACACUGUGGCAUUUCAGGUUAUCCUUUGAGUCGAAACACACUUUCUGACGUUAUAUAUUAUGCAGCACAGAGAAAUAACAUCUGUAAAUUCUUUGAGUAUCUUGUGAAAAGUUUUACCAGCUCCCUAAAAUGUUAGGUUUCUUAACAAGUACAGUUACAUAGUUCUUCACCUGUGUUACAUAGUUCUUCACCUUAAAACGUGAUUUGAGCAACUUGGGGGAAAGAAAGGAAGAAUUGAGAAAAUAGGCUUUAACGUAAAUUUUGGUCAAAAGAAUUCCUUCUUGAAAGUAGCUAGUUUGUGGACUCAAAUACUCUAGUCCCUGUAGAGGGAGCUUUCAUAAAAACAGCAAACAUUUCCAGCAGAAUUUGGCUAAUUAGCAGCUUUAUAAUAGUUUAUUUGGGAGCAUUUACUUGAAAAUCUUAAGGACUGAUUUUUUUCAAUCUAUUCCUGAACUGUGUGAAUUUCCAGCUCUAGUCUUUGUCUUUGUCAGAUUUUAAAAAAUAAAAAUAAUUUUUAAAAAACAGGACACAUUGAGGCACCUGGCAGCAGCCACUGCUGUCCUCCCCAUUUUCCGUGUGAGUUGCAUAGUAGCUCAGACUUCAUGCCAGUGGGAGAGAAAAGUGUUCAGAUUUCAGGGUCUGAGUGGAUGGGAAAUUAGAAAAAAAACAUGCAAACCCCAGAGUGUUCACAGGGUGACUGCUUUGAGCAGAGAUUUGCUUUUGUUUUUUCUCUUGAAAUGGAGAGGAGAAAGUUGAGACGGUGUGCCCAAAACAAAGAGAGGAAAAGACACUUUGGGGAUUCCUACUAAGAUGCUGUCACAUUUUCCUGUUUUAUUUUUAUUUCCCUUGCUUUGUUUUUGAAUGUGAAUAGACUGCUUACUUCAGAGGGUUUAGUAAAACAAAAAUAACUAAAAAGAUUUGAGCUUCCCACUGUUUCUAAACUAUUGCUUCUAUUGUAUAUGGAUUCUAUAACAUAACUCAUACUUUGAGAUAAUGCUAAGAUCCAUUUCCCCCAGCUUCUAGUUGUGAUUCUUGUCCAUAAGUGCCAUUUCCCAUGCCUAUGACCUUGCAAAGGUCAUUUCUUUUUUUUAAACAUUUUUAUUGAAGAAUAGUUCAGAUAGUUGAUCAUAGAAUAUCAUAUUGGUUUCAGGUAUACAACACAGUGAUUCAUUACAUGAUUAAAUCCUCACCCCAACUAGCGCAGCCACUAUCUGUCAACACAGAAAGAUGUUACAGAAACAUUGACUAUAUUCUUGCUGCACUUCAUCCUCGUGACCAACUUACAUUAUCAUUGAUAUUUUCUGCCUCUUUAUCCCCCUUACUCACUCCACCCAUCCAUCUCAACCCCUUUCCCCUGGUAACCAUCAGUCACUUCUCACUGUGUUCAUUUUGCUUUGUUUUUAAGAUUCCACAUACAAGUGAAAUCAUACAGUAUUUUGUCUUUUUCCACCUUCACUUCUUUCAUGAGUGAAAAUAGUCUUAUUAAGACUGGAAAUUAUGUAAAACUUAAGAUAGCUCCAUUAGUGGCUUAGGCUUGUGAAGCUUCUUGAUCUAAUUGCUCAUAGGCCAGAGGAGCCCUUUUGUUUUUAGCUAUGCAUAUUUUCAAAGGUUGAAAAUUAUCAAACUCAAAGAUUUUCUUUGACUAAUUUUUUCACAUAACUUCAGGAUUUUCUAGAUAAUAACCAUAAGUGGGUAUCUCAGCUUAACAAAAACCAUUAUAAUUGUCUUUUUAAGAUCACUGGAAACUUGAAUUUCAUAAAAAUGUGAUUAUUUUGUGCCACUUGCAGUUUCUAAAAUUAUACUGUAUGAAACCUGUAUUGUGUAAAUGUUUGAUGUGGGGUCCAUGAAAUGAUACUUCUGAAAUCAAAACUUUGUUUAAAGUUGUAAACAUUUGAAUGUGUAUACUCAGAUAUUUAAAAGGUUGUUUCUUCAUAGAACUGUCUGCUUUUUAAAACUCGAAGUACAGAAUUUUCUUCUGUUAAAAUUUGUAUUCCUCAGUCAAAGUUGUAGCUAAAGGACGUGUGCUUGUGGUGAAUCCUGUAGCUUGGGAAGUUGAUUAAGGGCUGCCAGUGUAACAGUGUACCUUAGUGCCAAGACAGAGCAGUUAUGGUACAUUCCUCCAAAUGGAGUGAGAGCUCAUCUCUCUAGUUCUUGUUACUUUAGACUCCAAAACAAGUGCUAAAGCUUGAAUUCAGUUAGAGUGUCCAAAAACAGUACAUGCUGUAAUAUACUCCUUAAGAGUUGAUUGCCUUUUCUUGUUUGCUUCAGUAUAACACUGUCACUUAAGCUUGGAAUCACAGACUUGAAUUAAUUACUGUUGAAAAUAAGACACUCUGUGGAAUUAAGUCUCUUUGAUUAUAGCCUUGUUUCACAUGAGUGCUGAAAAUUCACUUAUUUUUGUUAAAAAUACUACCUAUGUUUAUCAGCACUUGUGUUUUGCAACUUGCUUACCCGGGAUUCAGAACUGGGACUUGACAUGUAGUAUAAAAAUCAGUAUAUGUGCAUUUUGCUUAUUGAUAUGCUGUGAUGUGAGGGAAUAUGAAAUGUUUUAUCAAAAUAAAGCCUAGUUUUUUCUUACA
This is a messenger RNA of Manis javanica (Malayan pangolin), 5113 nucleotides long. It is a transcript of the gene EXOC8, whose product is annotated as exocyst complex component 8. Lineage: Eukaryota; Metazoa; Chordata; Mammalia; Pholidota; Manidae. Gene Ontology annotation, biological process: intracellular protein localization; Golgi to plasma membrane transport; exocytosis. Gene Ontology annotation, cellular component: exocyst. The record is from RefSeq and is a predicted model, not a curated record.